AGGGCCGGAGAAGAGGGACAAACACGGAAGUGUCCGGGUCCGGCCGGGGCAGUUCUGUCUGGACCAGGAGCCAUGGCGGGGCUUUGCCUUCCCCCUGAGGAGACGACGGGCUACCCUGCACUGGAGCCGGGAGGCUAUUGGGGGCGGGGCUGGUUCGGGCCCUUCCCCGGAGGGGAUGUUCAGGCGCACAAACAGGAAGUCUCCCCACCUUGGGGCUCCCAGCCCCUCAAGGACUCCAGUGUGGCCCCAGCAGAGACCUCAGAGCCAGAGGGAAUGGCCCCCGGAACCCCGAGGCCCCCCUCCCAGGGGUCAAUAACAUUCAAGGAUGUGGCUGUGGACUUCACCCAGGAGGAGUGGGGCCUGUUGGACCAGUCUCAGAAAGAGCUGUACCUGGAGGUCAUGCUGGAGAAUGUGCAGAAUCUACUCUCUGUGGGACUUCCAGUUCCUAGAGAAAAUUUUAUCUCCUAUUUUCAGCAAGGGGAAGCACCAUGGCUGCUAGAGGAAAAAGGCCCAAGAAACUCCUGUCCAGAGGCAGAGACUAAUUAUGAAGUGAAGGAGAUGUCUACAGAGCUGAGCCUUUUUGUGGAAGAAUGUGACCCCCAAAGAUACAUGAAUGAGGGUCCCUGUGAUUUCAUUUUGAGUGAAAACUAUGACUUUAAUAUCAAUGUAAAUAAAAAUCCAAAGAGUGAGUGUGAAUUUGUUGAGAUUGCAGAGAAAUUCAACCAAUAUUCAGUCCUAAAUCAGUAUAUGAAUUUGACCUCAGAAAAUGACUGUUGUCAGGACAGGGAAUUGUUAUACAGCAAAUGCUUUCCUGAAGAAGUAGGACUUAUUCAGUCACCUGAGAAACCUCCUGAAAUGCUCAUGUAUGAAGUCCGAACUCUGAACUUGCUGUACAUCAAAUAA
Gracilinanus agilis (Agile Gracile Mouse Opossum) is the source of this 903-nucleotide messenger RNA. Its product is annotated as zinc finger protein 333-like. Gene Ontology annotation, biological process: regulation of DNA-templated transcription. The record is from RefSeq and is a predicted model, not a curated record. The transcript is spliced from 6 exons. Bases 73 to 903 code for a protein of 276 amino acids. Lineage: Eukaryota; Metazoa; Chordata; Mammalia; Didelphimorphia; Didelphidae.